Cotesia congregata is the source of this 849-nucleotide messenger RNA. The record is from the annotation of a GenBank genome assembly. Lineage: Eukaryota; Metazoa; Arthropoda; Insecta; Hymenoptera; Braconidae.
GUGAUAUGGGUGUGCAUAGUGUGUCGUAAAAAGCAAGAACUUCUGUCAAAAACCGGGCAGUGGAUGGUGAAAACCGGGCUGGGGGCCGCGGACCAGGCGAUGAUGAGAAGGAUGCAGGAGGACUUGCAGAAUGAAGGACCACCUGGGCGUACAGAGUUGACUCAAGACAAACGCCCGAAACUAGAACGCGCCCACAGCGCCGCUGAAAAGGAAAACCUUCCAUUGUUGCAGCGUAGCGGAAGUGCACUUAGACGGCAGUAUUCCCAACAAGAACAGAUUCCAAAUCGUCGAUUGUCAACAAGUGACAGCGGCGUAGAAAUGUCAGUAUCACCUCACUCGCGUAGUCUGCCAACACCUCACGUGGUCGUGGGGUCAUAUCCUCAACAAACACCUCGUCACCCAGCGGCCUUUCCCGAAGACGACCCGAACAUCUACCGAGGGGAGUUGGACGGUCUGAUGAAGCAGCACGCCCAAAUGUAUCAACGAUCUCGCCAAAUUUAUCAGGAGCAGAAUUCCAACAUGCCGAUGACUUACGGUCACUCGGGUGUGGACAACUCGCGAGUGCAUCAAUCACAGCAGCAUCAAAUUCACCAGGUACAAGGGAAACAUCUGUCGCAAGCAAUCCCACCAACUGGUCAAAAUACCGGGCAAUUACACCAGCAGCGCAGUUUCAGCAGCAGUGAGGAGGAACGAAGCACACCUGAGUGUGCAAGCGAUGAACCUGAUGAGUCGGAAAAGGGUGAAAAGCGAGCGCCAAUAGUCGCGAGCCCAAGGAGCCCCAGGAGUAAAGCUGGUGACCGAAUUUACCGGCAAGCGAUGCUCGACGAGAAGAUGAAGAAAUUUCUCGCG